CCAGCAUCAACCUUGCCGUCUUCUUUGCGUUGCCGUUUAUGGUUGUUCGGCUACUGGGCCUGGGUUGAGCGCCUGCCAAAUCCAUCCUACUCCAAGAUGGGAUUCGUGAGCCAGGCAAGGCGGUGUUCAGUUUGCAUCAAGCCGUCGCUGCAAAUCAGGCUGGGUGCUUGUAUAUUAGUCCUUAUUACAGUGGUAGGUAUAUCACAAGUUAUGGAAGAUCAAAUUUCACAGUCUCUGCAGAAACGUUUACGCACGUCGACCGCACACUAUGACCAGAAUAUGCGGAUCUGGCUCUGCUACAUCCAUUCCCGUCGCUUAUGAUUCAAAUUUUGGAUACAUAGGUAGUAAGCGGUUGUAUAAAAACGCAGGCAAAGAGCAGCCUUUUGUCAAGAUUGUUGGGUAUUAAAAUAGGACAGCGUAUUCCAGUUUCCUUUCAGCAGCAGAGGCCAUGGCACCUAGUGAAAUCGGCUGCCACUCAGCGAUGAUCGCCCGUCAAGUGCUGAAGGAACUUGCAGAUCUUCCCUACAACAGCUCGCAGCAACCUGGGGAAGAACUUCCCAAGCCAGUCCACCCCAAUGUGGAUGCCGCUCCGACUCCCAUCCGUCUUUCGAGGCUUGCGGGUAUGGAUUCUCUUGCGCCGGCCUCCUGGGAUGGAGAGUUGGUAAGCAACGAUGUCGAUUAUCCGGCGAAUAAAGGUGCCAAACUUGACUCUGCAAAUGACGCAGAUCUGGAGACUAAAAGACGAUUCUCUACCGGUCACGCACUAGAGAUUUUCGUAAAGGCGGAGAAGCGAAUUCAAGCCAAGAUCGAGGAAUUGAUGGGAAAGCUCUGACACCUUGACUCAGAAAAGACCAUAGUUAGUCGUCUCAA
This is a messenger RNA of Aspergillus versicolor CBS 583.65, 870 nucleotides long. RefSeq lists its product as uncharacterized. The transcript has a single exon. The coding region runs from base 449 to 832 and encodes 127 amino acids. The record is from RefSeq and is a predicted model, not a curated record. NCBI's taxonomy places the organism in Eukaryota, Fungi, Ascomycota, Eurotiomycetes, Eurotiales, Aspergillaceae.